GAACGUUUAUCUUUACCCAGCAGGAGUUGAGGGGUCGAGGUGCAGCUCUGGUCAGGUAGAGUGUAAGACUGGUGGUCGGUGCAUCAACAUCAAUUAUGUGUGCUCCUCCGGGAAUCAGUGCAGUGACGGCUCUGACGAGGAUCCCUCCAUCUGUAAGUUUUGGAAGCACACACAACAGUAUUGCAGCAGUGGGAAUGUGUACUGUAAUUCAGGGUGCUACUCAUUUGAAAAUGCUUGUAACAGAAUGUCUGAGUGCCCCGUCGACUCUCGUAUUUGUCAGAUAAUUAAACAGAGGAAGCUGGCACUGCCGCCCAAAAGCAUGAACAUGACAAGCGAACUCGUGACGUUGUUCGCCACCGCCGUCAACUCUACUCUACAAAACAAGAAAAGGAACUGUCCAUUGCUCUACACGUACGUCGGUGACCGCUGCCUCUCACUUUUCUCUGCUGCUAAGGUGUCGUGGCCAGAAGCCAGACAGUUCUGCAGGUCCAUCUAUGGCGACCUGUUGAAACUUGAUGACUUAGCGGAUUUGGGACAUCUGCUGCAGUACAUGAGAGCGUCAAUGCUGACAUCGGAUUACUGGAUCGGAGGUCGCUUCGACUUAGAUACUAAUGCUUGGUCGUGGACCGUGGAUGACUCCACCAUGCCCCUGGGCUCUCCUUUCUGGGCUGAGAGGCACAUUAGCACAUGCACCCCGCGUCCUCCACCUCAUACUGAUCCCUUCAGCGACCCACCUGCUGCGCUGCCUGGUGCCACCUGCUACGAGUAUACGCAGGCACCCGAGAACCGCCAGGAAGGAUGGUGCUCCGCCCUGACUUACAAGCACUUCUACUAUAUCAGUGAUGAGAGCUGCCAGGAGGCAAAGAGUCCUCUUUGUAUGUUGGAGGUUGACAUGGAGGAGAACAAGCCUGAGGGUGAACCAACCGUGAGCCCCUGAUCACCACCCACACGACCUGAUGGGUUCUCCAGUCCCUAACCAUCACUGUACCUUCCACAUGAUUAUAGUUUUUCAUCCCUAGCUGACCCACUUGACGUCUGACCUGCUGACUCCCCCUUGUUGGGUUUGUAAGGGCCAUUAACAGUUUAUAUCGUAUAGAGCCCUGUUUACCGAUGUACAGAGAUAUUUUGCCCAAAUCUAAAUGAUAAAAGGCAUAGGAGACUCUUUGCAAAUAAAAACAGACACUAGAAGUUCCCAAACAGACUAGGUAUACCUCCUCGCCAAGCCCCAGCAGAGCAAGACACCUACAUUCUCACCUGAGUUCAGCGGGCUUCCUACUAAGACCGUUAACCUGCUGACUCAACAUGGGUCAACUAAUCUGUUUCCUGCCUCCUCCCUUGCAUGUCUCAUCCUACCUAGUCAGUGAUCAAACCUGUGAUCUGACUGCUAUAGCUACGUAUAAUCUCCUUUAUGUGUUACCAUAGGUAAAGUAUUCACUAGGUGGCCCCAUGUAUAUGGGUAAAUAAUUUAAUAAGUAGCACUAUAACUAAUGUUUUGUAGGUGGCACCUUAACUAAUCUCUCACAGAUGGUACCAUUACUAAUCUAUCAUAGAUGGUACCAUUAUUAAUCUCUCAUAGAUGAUACCAUUACUAAUCUCUCAUAGAUGGUACCAUUACUAAUCUCUCAUAGAUGAUACCAUUACUAAUCUCUCAUAGAUGGUACCAUUACUAAUCUCUCAUAGAUGGUACCAUUAAUAAUCUAUCAUAGAUGGUACCAUUACUAAUCUCUCAUAGAUGGUACCAAUACUAAUCUCUCAUAGAUGGUACCAUUACUAAUCUCUCAUAGAUGGUACCAUUAAUAAUCUAUCAUAGAUGGUACCAUUACUAAUCUCUCAUAGAUGGUACCAAUGCUAAUCUCUCAUAGAUGGUACCAUUACUAAUCUCUCAUAGAUGGUACCAUUACUAAUCUCUCAUAGAUGGUACCAAUACUAAUCUCUCAUAGAUGGUACCAUUACUAAUCUCUCAUAGAUGGUACCAUUACUAAUAUCUCAUAGAUGGUACCAAUACUAAUCUCUCAUAGAUGGUACCAUUACUAAUCUCUCAUAGAUGGUACCAAUACUAAUCUCUCAUAGAUGGU
Molecule: messenger RNA, 2075 nt
Organism: Cherax quadricarinatus
Lineage: Eukaryota; Metazoa; Arthropoda; Malacostraca; Decapoda; Parastacidae
Source: RefSeq, a predicted model, not a curated record